CAUGGCCCAGGCACAUGUCGUAAUCCAAAGGGAAUGUACUAUUAAGGCUUGAUUCUUCACGAGCAACAUCCGGUCGUCGUACAGCGUGUGAUUUAGCGCCUCAGUCACAAGCUCUGUCACAGAGGAGUAAUGACGUCGAAGUUAAACCAGUCGAUAGAACUGACCACCGGCAAGGUAGCUAACCUGGUCAGGCACUGCGAGGCCAGCAUCCAGCGGUCACUCGGACCCACAGACUCUCUAGAACGUCCGCUGAAAAAGAGUACAAAUCAGAAGAAAUACAGCAUGACCUCGAAUGACACGUCACAGAGGUCAGCGGCGCACAGUCGGAAGAUCCACAUCCGGGCGGCGCGGAGGAAAAAAGACCGGUGUUUCCACUACCUGGCGGGGGUUCUUCAUUGUUACAACGUGUUUCUGUUGGUGCUAGGGUCGGGUGUGGUAGGGUCAGGGAUAUGGCUGCUGGUGAAGGACUACAACGCCAGGGAGUUGUCUGCCCUUUUCAACAUUUUCCACCUGGAGUAUAUGGCCUACUUUCUGACCUGUGGGGGCGGGGCUGUCUUCGUCCUGGCCUUUUGUGGGUGCUGCGGGACCAUGAAGAAAGAGAAGUUCGUCCUAGGAUUUUAUGGCGGCGUGCUCAUCCUGGUGCUGCUGUUACUGGUCGGGGGAAGUGUGAUGGGAUUCAUGUUGAAAGGAAAAGUAAGUAUACUGGACGAGGAUAUCAAACUCCAUUUCAUACGGACUCUCGAGGUGCAGUACGGCGUGGAUACCAGUAAGAACCCCGAGAACAACCUGAUUACGGACGCCUGGGACGCCAUGCAGAGAACGCUUAAAUGCUGUGGUGCGUAUGGUGACCAAGAUUCCCUGACAUCUUGGGCGUUUUAUAGGAACACGGAUUGGUACGUCAAGCGACCCACCCACAUCAUGUACCCCUUUGUACCUAAGAGCUGUUGUGUGCCUGGUAAGAAUGAGUAUGACUGUCAGGGCAUAAGGAACGAAUUCAACGGCUACCCGGUCAAACCGCCCCCUCCAGCCAGGGGUACAAUACAAAACCCCAACCUGUAUCAAGAGGGUUGCUAUGACAAAGCAAUAGAGUACAUCAAGCAGCACUCUCUGUACAUCACCUUAGCAUGUGCCAUUGUGCCGAUUCUAUUGCUGGUGGGUAUCAUCGUCUCCUGCUACAUGUGCUGUACCGUCAAAAACGAUGACGACGAAGAUGAUGACGAGGAGGAAAACGAAGCUCACGUCUGAUGUCCGUCAUCCUAACGUAAUCAAUCCGUCCGGGGUUAUGACCUUUAAAUCUAGUCUUCCAAGGUGAAGGACAUAGUGCCUAAUGUUGUGAGGGAAGCAAAGCAGGAAAAAAUCCGGGCUUUGCCGGCAUAAGGCCGCCAUUGCAUGCGUGCAGCAUUAUAGAAGAUGGAAAAGGAUGGCAGGAUUCAUCAUCUCGGGCCAUCAGGGGAGUUGUAAUGUGUUCACGAAUUUGUGAAAUCCAUUUGUGUUUAACAGUUGUCAAAAGACAUUCCAUAAAUCGAGAAUUCUCCAGGACAAUGAUCUGUUGCCUGGUAACAGUCGUUGGUGCGCGCGCAGCAGUGAUCAUGGAAUGGUGCAGUUACUAUAACGAGAGUUUGCGUGAUAAGCUGGAUUUAUAGAAAUACCGAAACUAUCAGAUUUAUACAUUAGAGGAACUCCGGCAGAACAAAGGCUGCAGUAAUUCACAAGGGGUUUCUGUAAGAUGAAACUGUUUAUAUUACGGCAAUAAUAACAUUUGUUGCCGUGGUUUUAAUUUUAUGUAAUUUUGUAGGCACUAGAGGAAUUCAAAUCGACACCAGUAGUUGUUGUUGCUUGAUACUGAAGAUGUGCUUAAAAGAAACAUCACGUGAUCAGAACAAGUUACUGUGCCAUCAAUGUCACAAGCGUAUACAAAGUUCCCAAACUUAAUUAUGUUUGAAUCAAUUUUGUUGCAUAUUUUUAUUUUCUGUCAAUUUAAACACGUUUGUGUUUGAAUUUUUAUUUUCACGCGGCGUUGCAUUCGUGGUUUGUGUUACGCGUCUCGUGGGGGCCAUUGUUUUAUUUUUUUCAGGUUUGAAUCUUAUAUUUGUCUCAGUUAAAGAAUUUGUAAUUGCCAUAAUUAUCUGUAAAAUGAAAAACCAUGAUGGUUUUUUUAUCAGACUGAGUGUUAUGUUAUUAUCUUGUAUACAUGCGUAUGCAUUAUUGAUUUGAAUGUUGAUAUAUUGUGGGAUGGGUGUAUUUUUAAAAUUUGUUGAUUAAAUUUUCAUUUCUUUUGUUUUAUGAAGUUUGCAUGUGGAAUUUUAAAUGCGUGGAAGAUUGGCAUAUGUAGUUUUAUUGCAAUGUGAUCAUCAGGGACCAAUUUGGACCAAUCGUAAAGUUGUUUACACAAUGGAUGUGCAAUUUAUUGACUUGUUUUAGCUGAAUAAACGACAUAUAUUAAAUGUUUUAAUAUUACUUAAGAAGCUGUUCUUAUUUGUUUUUGAGAAAAUGUGGUGUAUUUUAAUGAUAAUAAAGAAUAUCAAAAUUGAA
Molecule: messenger RNA, 2532 nt
Organism: Magallana angulata
Lineage: Eukaryota; Metazoa; Mollusca; Bivalvia; Ostreida; Ostreidae
Product: tetraspanin-18-like
Exons: 9
Coding region: 130-1245 (371 amino acids)
Cellular component (GO): membrane
Source: RefSeq, a predicted model, not a curated record